UGUUAUAAAUAUCAAGCAAAACUUUGUUAUUUCUUUUGCUUCUUUAUUCAAAUUAAUAAUUUUUCAACGACAUGAAGUUUGCUGUCGGAAUUAUUAGCUUAACUAUUCUUUCUUUACAAUUAAUACACGCUGCCGAUGUUGAAUAUUCUGUUGUAGCAUUCCCAGGAGAUAAACAAAGUGUCUCUGUCAUUGUUGAAGGUCAAAAGUAUCCUUUAUCCCAAUCUGCAGAGUCUCCCAAUAUUUUUAAAGGUGUUGCUCCAUCUGCUAAUGAAUAUCAGUAUGCAUUAACAGGCGGAUCCGGUGAUAUUAUUGAAACAGCUCUCCGUAAACAACAAGCUGGUAUUACUACAACUGGUAAUGAAUUCUUUAAUAGAUCACAAACUGUACAUGAUGUUCCACCUCUUCCUCAAGCUUAUAACCCUAUCCAUUAUUCUCUCGUCAGUAACAUGAAUCGUUCUAACGAAAUUGCUACUAUUAUUUUAAAUGUGAAUGCUACAGGCUUUGGAGACAUUUUAAAAAAUCCUCAAGCUAAGCACGACUAUACCAAUGUUUUCAAUAUGACUUAUAUCUCUAAUAAGGAAAUUUACACUUUCACUAAUGCUGGUAUUAAGACCAGUGGUCAAUCUUCAAAAGACUUUGCUAAACAAUCUUACAAGAUAAAAUUAAAUGAAUUUGCUACAGAAGGCACAAAAGAACUUUUAUAUGGUCGAACAACGUUUAAAUUAAGAGCUCAUGAAACGGAUCCUACUUUUGUUCGUGAAAAAUUGGCAAUUGAUUGUCUAGCUGCUGCAGGCGCUGCUACAGUUGAAGGCAAUUUUGUACGUCUUUAUGUGAAUAAUGAACCCUAUGGCUUAUACUUGAUGAUUGAUGAUGCAACGAAAAACUUUAUUAAUAAUAUUUUACGUGGUGGAAAUCUUGAUUACCAAUAUACGGGUCCUACUUAUAAGGGUAAUGCCAUGAAUGAACAACUUGAGGGUAAUUUGGUCUACAAAGAUGAUUUACAAGAAUCAUAUAACGAUACAAUUUACAAGCUUGAAGAUGCGGGUAACAUGAAGAAAACGUUAAACAAAACAAAUGAAAAGACACCUCUUAUUGAAUUUAUCAAGGAGCUCAACUCAAUCGAUCCUACAAAAGCCACUGAUGCUGACAAUAGGGGCAAUAUUGAAAACCUUUUGGAUCCUCAACAUACUAUGAUUCACAUGGCCAUCAAUUUCUUGAUAGGUUCUUGGGAUGGUUUCUGGCAUCAAGCGAGUAACUAUUAUCUUACAAAGGAAACUAGCUCAGAGAAAUGGACCCUUAUUAGCUAUGAUUUUGAUGAAACCUUUGGUCUUGGAGCCCCUCGAUACAUGGCUACUACACCUUACACUAAUUUUUCGCGUCCUAACUCUCAACGUCCUCUUAUUGAUGUCUUUCUUAAAUCACCUUAUUAUAAAGGAGAGUUUGAAAAAACACUUCAAACUAUCGUGAAACGUUUCUUUAAACCUAGUGUCAUUAACCCUCGUCUUGCAGCUUGGAAACAAAUGCUUCAAGAAGAUGUUGAAUGGGAUAUGUCUAUUGAAGAUAAAUCUGAAGGUAUUCGACCUCAAUGGACCAUCUGGAACUUUGCAAAUAACAUGAACACUACAGAUGGUGAAAGCAUGGGUGUCUCAGAAUGGGUUCAAAUUAGAUCUCUUGCCGUUCAAGAACAAUUGAAUUUUACUGAUAUUGACGAUGUAACACCUUUAGAAGCUUAUCAUAACAGCAAUAUCUGGGAUCCCAACAAUUAUGAAAAGGAACCACUUUAACCCUUGUUGCUUGUGCUAUUGGACUUGUUUUAUAAUAUAAUUUGAUACUCUAACAUAUAAUUAUAAACGUAUAUACACAUAUUCUAUGUAUAAUACAAUUUUUUUUCCCUCUUUUCUUUAAUCG
Molecule: messenger RNA, 1908 nt
Organism: Cokeromyces recurvatus
Lineage: Eukaryota; Fungi; Mucoromycota; Mucoromycetes; Mucorales; Mucoraceae
Product: coth protein-domain-containing protein
Exons: 4
Coding region: 72-1784 (570 amino acids)
Source: RefSeq, a predicted model, not a curated record